Fusarium pseudograminearum CS3096 is the source of this 807-nucleotide messenger RNA. RefSeq lists its product as uncharacterized. NCBI's taxonomy places the organism in Eukaryota, Fungi, Ascomycota, Sordariomycetes, Hypocreales, Nectriaceae. The coding region runs from base 1 to 807 and encodes 268 amino acids. The record is from RefSeq and is a predicted model, not a curated record. The transcript has a single exon.
AUGCCUAGUCUCAAAAAGGAACACCUCGAGGCUGCGGUUGAACAGAAUCCCGUUUGCCUUCUUGGUCUGACUUCUUGGAGCGUUGAUUACAUCCUCCACAAAUUCAACCAUGGUGGUACUUGUACCAUCGCCUCCAAGCAAGGUAACAAGACACUCCCGCCCGAACUCUGGAACAUGAUCUUAUCCUAUUUGGAUGAAGACAUAUUUUGUCCUGUCUACCCAAUCGGUGUUACCUUUGUUCAAAUCGAUCACGACAAUUUAGAACCUGCUGUUAUCUUCAACAGAAUCGACACAUGGUGGGGUUUUGGCGAUAUCAGGAAUGGCUCCGAUCUUUCCUAUUACAAUGACUGGCUGCUCAACCCCUCAUAUGAAACAGUGGAGGAAAAGAAGAAACGACGUCCCGAAUACUAUCCCUUCCCCGACUUUUCCAAAACAGUCUUGCCGGGUCAGUCCGUCACGAUUCCCGUUUCCAACUUGGAAUUCAACGAUGAUUUCCUGGUUCAUGGCCUCGAGGUUCCUGAAAUGAUUGCCUUCUGUGAAAGGGGAGAGUGUCACUUAUGUGAUGGCCGUCGGAAGUUUUGCGCUGGGUGCCCGGAUGGGAAAGCUGUUAUGGAAAAAUUUACCCGUAUACAUCCCUCGAGGGUCAGCUGUGGUACACAGAUGCUUUGCCCAUUAUGUAUUGGGGUGGAGUACGCAAUGAAAAGUGUCUGUGAAACAGCUGGCUGGUUUGAUGGCAAAAUUAUGUCAGAUGAAGAGUACCAAGAAUGGUCCGGCCAGCGUUUGAAGAGCCUUGGUUACAUGAAAUGA